This is a messenger RNA of Penicillium soppii, 1434 nucleotides long. RefSeq lists its product as uncharacterized. Gene Ontology annotation, cellular component: mitochondrion. The coding region runs from base 1 to 1434 and encodes 477 amino acids. The transcript has a single exon. The record is from RefSeq and is a predicted model, not a curated record. Lineage: Eukaryota; Fungi; Ascomycota; Eurotiomycetes; Eurotiales; Aspergillaceae.
AUGACCCGAUUAAAUUCCACGGCUUCUUUCCUGUAUCACAGUCGAACACUCACACUUUUCUCCUCUCCCCUGCGACCUCAAUUCAACCACAAAUUCACGCGCUCAUUCUCUACUCAAAACAGCUCUACCGAAUCCAACUCGCAGGUGAACAAGUCAUCAACCGAGAAUAACUCAACUCAGAAUGCCUCCGAAGAGCCAAUUGGCUCAAGCUCCACAAGCCCAGAUGCCCCAAAGCCGCGAAGAAGCUUUCUACAAAAACGCGCAGCGUCUAUUUCGUCCCGACGGCCUUCAACCCCAAGGCCAUUUUCACCGACAACAAACCCCAAUAAGAUAGCACCGAAGAUUACACCCCAAGAGAAAUUGGUAUUCGGAGGGCUGUUAGAACAGCUUGGGGUACAACACGAUGGGAUCAGUGCUAAAGUGGGCUCUGGGUCAAAGCCAUUGAGCCCGGAGAAGCAGGCUGAGAUCGCUGAGCUCAUGUCAGUGUUCGACUCGCUGCUACAAGAUCCUCAAAAGAAGAAAGCCGCUUUGAAGGCUUUGCGGCAGCAAAAGAACAACCCUAGAUCUACCCGAUCCCCCGAAAAGUCGGAAACCAAAGAGGAGACUUCCCAGGAGAAUAAAGGACCCCGACAAAUCAAGCUCAGCGAUUUGGGCUACCAUGAGGCCGCUACUGCCAGCGCAGCUGAGUUUACAAUCAGUGUGAGCAAGGCCAUCGAGAUGGUCAUCGAGAGGGAAUCAGAACACAUUGAGUUUGCACUUUUCCAAGCCGUUGAGCAGGGCAAAGGCGACAUGGGUGUGUGGGAAGUAUGCAAGGAGCGCGUCUUCUCCAUGCUGCACCAUCUCGAUGAGAAAACAUUCGCAGAAGCCUCGGAUGUCAACCUGAGUGCGAGCGAUCAAUCCAAAACACCCUCUACUUCCCCAUCAGGACCCCUCCGAAUCCCAUCUGUGGUCCCUGCCUCCCCUGUCGUGGCGGGUCUAUAUCCGAAAGCCCUCCUCAUAGCUUUCCGUAUUCUAAACACGCAUUUCCCCAAAUCCCCACUCAUCAGUCAAUUCCACUCAACCAUCAAAGAACACGGACGCAUCUCUGCUCUCUUGGGUGCUUCAUCGGGCUUGUACGACGAAUUGAUGUUCUACCAUUGGCGUGGAUGCAAAGAUCUUCCUGCGGUGAUCUCGAUCUUGCGCGAGAUGAACCAACUUGGUGUCAGCCCGAGCAGCAAGUCCCGUGGUCUGCUGACGUCUCUCAUCAUUCGACAAGGCCGAGACUUGGAAGCUCACAAAAAGUCUCCAGACGGAAAAGAGUUCUUCUGGGACUUACCAUCUAACAAGGAGGCGUUUGAUGAGCUUACUCGUACAGAUGGAUGGAUGGAUAAGAUCGAGGCGCGUGCAGCCCAAGAGGCCUGGCAACGUGAGCUUCAUCGCAAUUUUGAAACUUGA